GUACUCGUACGUAUGAGGGGUAGGUCUGUUGCAACCAGAGGCAAUGCAGAGAAAAGAAGUCGUUUUCCAGGAUACAUGUGAAUGAAAGGUGGUCUGAUUUUGUGUUAUUUAAAAGGGUUACAUUACGAUACACUAAUGCUGAAAUCAGUAUUACCUGGUUCUAAUUACCUGCUGAAAACCAUGCCGGUUGACCUAUCAGCAUAUCUCCUUUCUUCCAGUCCUCCAGCAUCAAGCUUUGAGUUCUUGAACUCGGCUUUUGUUACCAGAGGGGAUUCAUGGAAUAGAGGAUGUGGUUUUGAAUCUAAAACUGAAGACUUGGGUAAAUAUGACAACACUUCAAAUUACCCAAAUGAAAAUAAAGAGCCUCUCAAGCCAAUAAUUAACCAAGAUAACAGCUUUUGUAGUGAACAGGACUAUGAGCCAGAUACAUGUGACUCCUGCAGUUCCUCGAGGUCAGAAUCACCAUCACUGGGAAGGACUAAGAAAAAGGUCUCCUUUGCAGACCAUAAAGGGCUAGCUUUAGCCACAGUGAAAAUCAUGACAGAACCUUCCCAUAUGCCACCUCGUUUGCGACCGGAAAUCAUCUCUUCCCUUACACAGGGAGCUACAGCAGGUGUGACAGAACAGCCUCCAUUGGUCCUACAAUUUCAGCAGCCAGCUUCAGACUACCUUGCAUUCAGAGAUCGCUUAGAACACAGCAAUUUGUCUCUGGAAAAUGUGAUCUUGAGAGAUUAUAAUGUUCUUGGGACAGUCAAAGUGAAAAACAUUUCGUUUGAAAAGAAUGUAUUUGUCAGAUGUACAUUUGACUCCUGGGAAACCUCUGAAGAUAUUGUGGCAACUUACGUUCCAAAUUCUUCUAAACAAAGUGGAAACCUUUUCGAUACUUUCUCUUUUGAAAUAGAAGUACCUACCAAUUUUGAUAGAUGUAAAAGCAUUCAGUUUGCUGUGUGUUUUGAUACAAAGCACCAUCAAUAUUGGGAUAGUAAUGAUGGAAAAAAUUAUGGAAUUGUAUCUGCAAACUUUGAAAGUUUAGAAGAUGGCUUCCUAAAGAUUUCUAACAAACAUCACAUCAGGAAAGGUGAUAUUUUACAGAAUGUGGACUCUUGGACUAGCUUUGCUUGUUGGAACAAAGUUGACACAAGUGUGCCAUAUUGGUGAAAGCACCUGUUGGUUGACAAUUUUCACCAUUGAAACCAAAAUUGUGAUCAGUAAGACAUGCACAUGCUUCACACGUGUGAUGGUAACUGUUUGGUGAUCAUGUGAUGGUGCUGCAGUCGGUGCAUCUUACCCUAUAGCACAAGGUUAAAAAAUAUUUAUCCAGACAGGAAAGGUAUGGUCAGAUCUUGUGAAAGUGGUUGGUUGACUGUAUAUAAAUAGCAUUCAUUGUAUAUAUACACAGAAUGUAUAUGCAUUCAAAUUACAACACACAAUUUUGUUUCCUUUGUGUAAUAACUGCUUUUAUGCUGUAUAUGUAGGAUCUUCUCAGAAAACUGAUGAGUUUUGAAUAUUUCCAUCAGACACAACAGAUAGUACAAUGUGUGUAGACCUAUACUCUUUACUAAGGUAUUGUGAUUCAGUGGUAAAAAUGACCUAAAUUUACGUUUUAAAAUGUUGUAUGAAAAUUUAGUGCCAAAAUAUGUACACUGUAUACAGAUUAUUGUGAAUCAUCUAAUAUUACUUGCCAUAGAAUUUUGCAUGCUACCAAUAGGGUGGUUGCCUUGUGGGAAGGGAGAUAACUCCAGAAAGAAUACAGGACUUGUGAAAUUAUAAUUUAACAUUUUCACACUAAGGCAUCAAAUUUGUGUUGUGUAUAAUUGAUAUACUUAUAUGCACAGUUACUCUAAAGACCGAGUUAUAUCCUUAUUAAAUUUCUCAAAAAUAAUAAAUGUCAAUUCAGUCAAUUAAUAGUUACAUUAGCUAUUAUUUAUGGUUGUGAUGUAAUGUUUCUUCAAUAUGUGUUAUUAUAUACACACAUCUAACUCUUUGUUGUAAUUAUAUCAUAAAGUGGUUUCUGAUAUGAAAAAAUACACUGUCCUUCAAUUUUUGUACACAAUUUGGUCUCUUUUUUUUAUCAACAUAUUCAAGUUUGAAUUGUGAUCUAUAAUCAGAAUGUUAUUAGUUACUGUUGUGAUCACUCAAAUGAUUUCCCUGAUUUAAUACUCUAUAUACCUAUGUAUAUAUAUAUGCAAUUGAUCUCUUCUGAGUUUUGCAGUAUUAAUUUGAAAUAAAGGUUUAAGCUUUCAAAUCGUACCUACAUGUAAGUCAUUGAACUCCGAUCUAGAGUUAAGAGAGAAGCACUUUUUCCUUAAAAACAUUGACAUACACUUUCUAGUUUAUGUGUUGAUGAAGAAACUUGUACAGGAUGCACUAGUCGUUUUCAGUCACUGAUUUUGUCUCCUUAAAUUAUGGGUUUUUAUUUUGCUGACUUGAAGGAACCUGCAUCCUGUCAGCUGAAACCACAUGAUACUUAGCCUUGCUUCCAACCACUGGUUUUAUGAUAUUACUUCUGUAACCCUCUAGGAAUCUCGUACAGUGUGAAUAAGUUUUAUCAGUUGUAGUUUAAAUUACAGGAAAAUUAAUUCUUUUAAAAUUCAUGUUUAUUUAGUUUUGUACUCGCGUUUAAGAUGUACAUUGAAAUGAUUCAGUGUUAGAUGUACUUAUUUACAUGGUAAAGUUUGGCAUUCAUAUUGAUUUAUUGUAUAAAUUGUUUAAAUUCAAAUAUGUUCAAACAGGUAAUAAAGAAAAACUAUGUUUUUCAUGUGAAUAAUUUGAUAUGCUUGUAUUUUUACAAACUAGAUUGUACAUUUUAAUAACUACUUGCACUUAAAAAUAUCUAAUUAUAUAUCUAUACAUAUAUAUACUUUUGUGAUAUAUUCAUUACUCUAGGCUGAAGAAGUGUGUAUGCAUGCACCACACAGCAAGCCAACUUUAAUCUCUUCUUCUAAUUUAUACAAAAGAUCUUUGAUAUCAUAUAUACUUGAACUCUUUGUGAUAUUUAAGGUGUGCACUUGACAUUGUGCAUGUAACAGAAUCCCUAGUUAAUACCAAAGUAAUUAAUGUUUGAUUUCACAUUUAAAUAGGGUCCUGAGAUCACAGAAACCUGUUGUCUGUGAUAAAAUGUUUUUUCCUACAAAUGAUUUAUACAAACAAUGAGUUUUUGACUCCAUUGUUACAUUGUUAUUAUUUGGAGAAGUCAGGCAGAUGGCUGGUCUUUGUAUCUCUACAUGUACUGACCAGAGAGUGAUGGCCUCAAAUGGGCAUGCCGAAGGCGUAGCUUUAGGUCAUCAGAUUUUUAAUUAAUGAGAGUGAAAGCAGUUAAAAGCUAUUUAAUAGUUAGAUGAUUAUCAAAGAGUGUGAGAAUGGUCAAAAGAGUCCUCAUUGUUACAGGUGUGCAUCGUCAGAGAGUGUUCAUUAAAAAAACUUAAAUUGAA
Messenger RNA from Ylistrum balloti, 3431 nucleotides. RefSeq names its product protein phosphatase 1 regulatory subunit 3B-like. Gene Ontology annotation, biological process: regulation of glycogen biosynthetic process. The record is from RefSeq and is a predicted model, not a curated record. NCBI's taxonomy places the organism in Eukaryota, Metazoa, Mollusca, Bivalvia, Pectinida, Pectinidae. Gene Ontology annotation, cellular component: protein phosphatase type 1 complex. The transcript has 2 exons. Gene Ontology annotation, molecular function: protein phosphatase 1 binding; glycogen binding. The coding region runs from base 82 to 1158 and encodes 358 amino acids.